Molecule: messenger RNA, 1300 nt
Organism: Polypterus senegalus (gray bichir)
Lineage: Eukaryota; Metazoa; Chordata; Cladistia; Polypteriformes; Polypteridae
Gene: fan1
Product: FANCD2 and FANCI associated nuclease 1
Exons: 9
Coding region: 1-1245 (414 amino acids)
Biological process (GO): interstrand cross-link repair
Cellular component (GO): nucleus
Molecular function (GO): 5'-3' exonuclease activity; 5'-flap endonuclease activity; flap-structured DNA binding
Source: RefSeq, a predicted model, not a curated record
AUGACGCUGGGCAACAUCACUGAUGAAGUGUCCAGGCUGCACGGGAAGUUGUACAUUGUAGUACUGCCUGAUUUUUUUUUUGUUUGUUUUGUUUUGUAUUUAUGUAGCUAUUUUGAGAACCUGCCUGUAUAUCUGCGUUGUUUCACUGUUGGUUGGGUCUACACACGAAUCCUGUCACGAGGAGUGGAGGUUUUGCAGAGGCUACGCAUGUACAAGGAAGCAGUAGAAGAGCUUCGUAACUUACUCUCUCAAUCUACAUACUGCCCCGAUAGCAGAGGGAGAUGGUGGGAUCGCCUGGCUCUUAAUUUACAGCAACAUCUUAAAUGUAUUGAUCAGGCUAUACAUUGCAUUAAAGAAGGUCUGUCUGAUCCACUGGUUCGGACAGGACAUCGACUGUCCCUCUUCCAGCGUGCUGCCAGAAUGAAAGAAUCACCAAGCUGUAAAAAGCACUGGAAACUUCUCCAGGAUGUCCCAUCUAUGGAUGUGCAAGAUGUCUCGCAUGUGACCAUUCGAGGAAAGAUGUGUCCACAGACGGGGAUGGGAAAAUCAGUGUUCUUGAUGGAGGACAUUGUCCAGUCGCAAGGACAAAAUGAAAACCCCUCCACCUCAUCAGAGACUGUCAUGUGUUCAGUAGAAGAGCUGGCGUUGGCUCAUUACCGACAGCAAGGUUUUGAUCAAGGGAUUCAUGGUGAAGGAUCAACAUUCUCCACACUGUUUGGCCUCCUCAUGUGGGAUAUUAUUUUUAUGGGUGGCAUUGAAGAUGUUUUCAGAAACACAUAUCAGGUUUGCCCCUUGGAUUUGCACACAGACAGUUUCUAUGAGAACAGGAAGACCCCAAUAGAAGAGAGGCUAGAUCUACUGCAGGAGGCUAGUGUGGAGACCCUACAGAUGCUCGUGGCUGAGACCUGGAACUCCCAGCAGGGGAAAAUAAACCCACUGGUCAACUGGGAACGCUUUGUAUCCCUUGAGCAAGCACAGAGUUUAGCGGUUUGCCUUGGAGGAGUCUUCUUAAGUGGGCUGAUCAGAAGACUUUGCAAGGACUACAGGCACUGCAGAGGGGGGCUUCCUGACUUGGUUGUGUGGGAAACACAAACCCUGAAGUACAAAUUAGUUGAAGUCAAGGGGCCCAGUGAUCGACUGUCACACAAGCAGAUGAUCUGGUUGGAUGAGCUGCAUAAAUUGGGAGCAGAAGUGGAGGUGUGCCAUGUUACUGCUAUUGGAGCAAGGAGUCUACGUGUAAGCUAAGGACUGUAAACCUCUUCCAUUCAUGUGAUUUUUAUAUAAUAAAUUAUGAAAUGAA